Messenger RNA from Coregonus clupeaformis (lake whitefish), 4199 nucleotides. Its product is annotated as CAP-Gly domain-containing linker protein 4. The coding region runs from base 50 to 2281 and encodes 743 amino acids. The record is from RefSeq and is a predicted model, not a curated record. Gene Ontology annotation, cellular component: nucleus; microtubule plus-end; cytoplasm. The transcript is spliced from 16 exons. Gene Ontology annotation, molecular function: microtubule plus-end binding. NCBI's taxonomy places the organism in Eukaryota, Metazoa, Chordata, Actinopteri, Salmoniformes, Salmonidae. Gene Ontology annotation, biological process: cytoplasmic microtubule organization.
GUCAGGCAGCCAGGGAAGACCAGUCUGUGACAGAGGCUCUGGGCGGGAGAUGACCAAAGAGGAUGUCCCGGUGCCAGAGUCUUCGGAGGGGGACUCUGACCUGGGCCGUCACAGCACAUUGUCCCACGGUGGUGUAGAGCACCCCACCAUCCACCAGGUGGCCUCGGCCCCCAUGCCCACUGACUGUGAGUUCUCCUUCUUUGACCCCGAGGAGCCCCAGUGCAGGGAGGUGCUGUUGGAGCCCAGCACCACUGUACCGGAGCUGUUCGCCGUACUCAGGCAGUGGGUGCCCCAGGUCCAGAAGAAUAUCAGCCUGAUCGGCAACGAGAUCCUAAAGAGGGGCUGUGGUGUGAACGACCGAGAUGGCUUGACAGACAUGAGCCUCCUGCACUACUGCUGCAAGGCGGGGGCACCCGGCAUAGGUGACGCAGACACGGCGGCCAGCUUCGCCCAGCAGCUCCUGUCCCUGGGGGCGGAGCCUGGUCUGCGGUCGCGCUGGACCAACAUGAAUGCCCUGCACUACGCCGCCUACUUCGAUGUGCCCCAGCUCAUCCGGGUGGUGCUGCAUGCCUCCCAGCCCGGGGAGGUAGACGCCACCUGCAGUGACUUUGACUUCGGCACGGCCCUACACAUUGCCGCCUCCAACCUGUGCACCUCUGCAGUCAAGUGUCUGCUGGAGCUGGGAGCUAACCCCGCCUUCAGGAAUGAGAGGGGCCAGUGCCCGGCCGACGUGGUGUCCGAGCCCUUGGACAUGCUCUUGGAGAUGGCGGACGCCGCCGUCCUGGCCAAGGAGCUGCGCAGCCUGCUGAGGAAGGCCCUGCCCCGGCCCUGCGCCCCCCUGCCCCUGACCCUCGCUGUCCGAGCACCAUCAGGCCUCUCUGACAAGGCUCGGGUCCAGCUCACCACCAUGGGCAUCCGGCUGGGCGACCGCGUGGUCAUCGCCGGUCAGAAGGUGGGCACUCUGCAGUUCUGUGGCAGCACCGAGUUCGCCGGCGGUCUUUGGGCCGGUGUGGAACUCGACCAAGCGGAGGGGAAGAACGACGGAUCCGUCGCUGGAGUCCAGUACUUUACCUGCCGCCUCAAACACGGGAUCUUUGCACCCCUGUCCAAGAUCAGCAAACCCUCGGAGCGAUGCAAAGCCAACCCACAGAGGAGCGCCACCCCCAUACAGCCCUCUCGGCGCAUCAACCUGUCACACGUCACCUCCAAGAUCAACACAGGUUCUCCAUCCUCCCAAAAAUCACCCGAUAAACCGAAAAGCUGCCCAGUUCCUGAACAGGGCACAGACGACACCCCUGAGGCCAAGACAGGUGCUCUCUCUCGUUCCUUCUCUUCCUCUUCGUCCUCCCUGGACUCCAGACAUGGCCUGACCGUGCGGCCUCGGCCAUUGCCGCGACAACGGCCUCCUGCAAGGCAGCGGCGAGAACGGCUCCACCCCAGCUCCAAAACCAUGCCCCCUCCGACCCGCUCAAAUCCCAGCCCUAGCCUCAUUGUACCCCGGAGCCGGACUCCCUCGGCCAGUAGCUCCAUGUGCGACGGGCCCGAGGUGCGCCUAGGGGAGAGGGUGUUGGUGGUGGGCCAGAGAACAGGGGUGGUCCGCUUCUACGGCAAGACCAACUUUGCCCCAGGGUUCUGGCUGGGGAUCGAGCUGGACAAGCCCAGCGGGAAGAACGAUGGCUCGGUCGGCGGGGUUAACUACUUCAGCUGCCCUCCCAAACACGGUGUCUUUGCCCCUCCAUCACGUGUACAGAGGAUCCAUGGCUCUAUGGAUUGUCUUUCAGAGCUGUCCUCCUCACGUCUCAACCGUCCUUUUACCAGAAUCAGACGCAGCUUUAGCACGUCGACGGCCAUUGCUGCCCAGAAGGAGCCGAGCCGGAAGAGUCCUGUCAACAGGUCACGUUCCAACUCCCACCGUCGGCGCUGGAGCACCCUGAGUGGCGGCUGGGGUCCGGGAACAGGCGGCCCAGGAAGCACCGGAGGAACCACCGCUACCACCACCACCUCCUCUGGCUCGGAGGCGUCCGUGCGUCUCCACCUGGGCAUGCAAGUGCUGCUGAGCAGCGCGAAGGAGAUGGCCCUGAUCCGCUACGUGGGCCAGGCUGACUUCGCCCCAGGCCUGUGGCUGGGCCUGGAGCUGCGCACCGCCAAGGGCAAGAAUGACGGCCAGGUGGGCGGCCGCCGCUAUUUCAUGUGCCGCCCGGGAUACGGUGUGCUGGUGAGGCCCAGCCGUGUCACCUACCGCGGCAUUAACGGCGCCCGGCUCGUGGACGAGAACAGCUGAGGACACUAGGACCCAGGGGGUCGGGUUUGUUUAUUUUGCUCCUUGAAAUGUCCCCCAAAAACGACACUACCUAAUCAGUUAUUAGCAUAUUGUUAUAUACAUUUAAGAAAUGUUUUAUUUUAAGAUUUAUGUUAAGGUGGUGUGGCCAGCCGACAUUUUAACUACACAUCAACUAGUUUGUCCUAUUUCCUGGCUGAUUUACCUUUUUGUUUUACCUGUCUACUCUACCCGUUGACCAUCAAUGGACACUAGAAAACUAUAAAUUACAUUUCGAAUUGAGACUACUAGAGUUGUCAUGCUAUUGAACAUACUGUAGGUAUGAGGCAACAAGCUUUGAUUGUCAUAGCUUGGUUUGGUAGGGUGAAAGAAAAUAAUUUUCAGAAAUAUUUAUACUUUAUAUUCGAUGGAAGAUAUGUAUAAAUCAGAUACAGUAAAUUAAUACUUCCAUUCUUCCCUAAGCUCCCUCACUCUGUACUGUAUGUAGAGAUUUUAACUGUUAUCAAAGCUAACCUGGCCAACAACGCAGCUAAGCACCUUAAUGCAAGACAAUGUCCUGGUACAGAGGUACUAAAAUAUCCCUGGAUUUGAGCACUUUGGAGGGAAUGGAUAAGCCUAUUUGUAAUUAUAAUGCAGGGUUAUCUGGGUUCACUGAUGACUGUCCUAACUGAGAGAGAAUGUGCACUGUGUUUGGCCAACACUGAAUCUGUGAUGGUUCGUAUUCACUUGAAACUGCAGUCACUGCCAACUUGUGCUGAAUUGCUAAUUGACCCUCAGCUCCUGCACCCUAGGCACUGCUGUGGAUCUGAGAGGAUUGGAUAGGUGGAAGCAAUAUGGUAAUAGCUUCACCUUGCCUUCUGAUUGGCUGGGUAGAAAUAUUGCUUAUACCUAUCAAUCUCUUUCAGAUCUACAGGAGUGCAUAAGGGAUAUAGGCUAGGGGUUGAUUUGGAAUUCAGCCAUUAAUGCUAUGGCACCACUUGAGCACUGGUAUAGUGCCGUCAAGUGAUGCCAAUUUAUGCUAACAUGAUCCUACACUGAAGUGACACUUCUAGGCCUAUUGAUGUAUGCUAGCUACUUUUGGUCAGAUUGGACACCCAACUGGCUGUGUGACAUAAGAUUUGUCUAAAGAUCAUUUACAUCAGCACACAUGCUAACGACAUCUAUUAUGUCGUCCUUAUGACAAAAUGCUUUGAAAGCUGGUUUACGUGAAGCGCAUUCCAAAAUUCUAUACAGAUAACGUUUACAGUCUUGGCAAGUCAGCAGGCAACAAGCUAUUGAUUGUAUCUGUGGAGAAAAAAAAGAGAGACUUUAACAAAACGUCCAUGUUCCACCCAAUUAAAAAGGUAGAGCGCAACAGUAGCCCAUAUGCUGAAUGCGAUGUACCAUUAAUCGAUCUGGUUGGGCCCCAUGCAAUUGAAACGCGUUGGUAGGACAAAUCAUGAUUGCCUGAGAUAUUCGCCUGAGGUUUGGAGAUGAAAGAAGCUAGGUGGUAUGAAUGCUAAUUCAACUGCUCUUAUCCGCAGUCAGUUCUGUUAUUUCUGUAACAGUCAUUGUCGUAACAGUCAGGUCUGUUACGGUCAUUGUUGUGACAUUUCUGUAAGAGUCAUUCCCUUAACAGUCAUUAAUGUAACAGUCAUCGCCUUAUCAGUCACUUCUGUAACAGUGUUACUUAGUACUGUUGGGUUCUAUAAUGUCUUCAUGGAUGAUACAUUAUCGGAAAUCCCGAGUUAAAAUGCACUUGAAAGUCAUUGGUUGCAGUCUGUGUGUGGGCAGCAAACGGUUUUGGAUUUAUUUCUGGUCAUGUCCCAUGUGUACAUUUGGAAUAAUUUGUGUUUGUAGUGAAAGGGUUUCACUGUGAAAUAGUGGCACGUAGUGUAAAAAUUGUAUUUGUAAAAUUAAUAAAGAUUAUAUUCUAAUUUCA